CUCGGCGGCAGUGACGUCGGCUGAUUCCAAUGCAGUAACCAACUCGGCGAACGAUGAGGUGACAACAUCAUUGGACUCGGGGGCAGUGACGUCGGCUGAUUCCAAUGCGGUAACCAGCUCGGCAAAUGUUGAGUCAACAACAUCUUCAGACUCGGCGGCAGUGACGUCGGCUGAUUCCAACGCGGUAACCAACUUGGUUACGAUGGACUCCAACUCGGCGAUGGCAAAUGCUACCGAUGAACCUUCACCUGGUGCAGCAACAGAAGUAGUGGCCGUUGCUGCGAAUUCUACAGCCUCGAGUGAUAUCGAAACGACGACAACACCUCAGUCAACAACUCCACAACUCAUAGACGAGUGUACAGCUGGUUUAGAUGAGUGCGGCCCAUACACCACGUGCGUCGACACUCCAACCUCAUACACGUGCUCCUGCGUUACUGGUUACGAGGCACUUAAUGAAACAUUUUGCCAGGAUAUUGAUGAGUGUUCCAACAGUCCCUGCAAUGAGCAUGCCAACUGCACCAAUGUUGUUGGCUCCUACCUUUGCACAUGCCAGGGUGGAUUCUUCGGAGACGGCGCAACAUGCACAGAUGUGAACGAAUGUGAUAACCCGAGCCUGUUCACCUGCCCUCCGGACAGCACGUGCAACAACAUCGACGGGUCCUACAACUGCACCUGCGACGCUGGCUACGGUUCCUCCAACGAGACGUGCGUGGACAUCGACGAAUGCACUACGAUGACGGACACGUGCCACGUGAAUGCCACCUGCACAAACAACGUUGGCAGCUACACCUGUGCUUGCACCUCAGGAUUUCAGGGCAACGGUGUCCUGUGUGUAGACGUCGAUGAAUGUUCUACUGGUGAAGCUUCCUGCCCAUCGCUCUCACAUUGCGUCAAUACUGUUGGCGGCUACCGGUGCGACUGCAAUGGAGGUUACGAGAAGAAUAACACAGGCGCAUGUGUUGAUAUGAAUGAAUGCAACGACGCGGCAAGCUGCCCGGAUAACUCCACAUGCACCAACACCAUCGGAUCGUUCACCUGUACUUGCAAUUCUGGUUUCACUGUGAACGGAAACCUAUGCUCUGAUAUUGACGAAUGUGCGCUGUCUGUCGACGACUGUUCCCAGAAUUGCGCUAACACUGUGGGGAGCUUUAGCUGCAGCUGUGAUUCUGGAUUCACCCUGGCAGUGGACAUGGUUAGCUGUGAAUCUUCUGCUAACUGCACGGACGCUAAUUUCUGUGGGCCAAAUGCUGUUUGCUUCGUCAAUGAAACAACGUCUGGGAAUACCACUUUCUUCAAUGACACGUGCAGAUGCAACCAGGGAUUUGCAGCAAUCAAUGCCACCCAUUGUGAAGAUAUUGACGAGUGUAAUUCUACCGAUGCUUGUGACGACACCAACGGCAUGUGUAUCAACACCGAUGGCGGAUAUAACUGUUCGUGUGCAUCUGGGUACCAGCUGGCAAGCGAUCUGAGAAAUUGUCUUGAUGUUGAUGAAUGCUUGCUGAACACGGACAAUUGCGACAGCAAUGCAAUGUGUACCAACACCAACGGUGGCUUCAAUUGCACCUGUAACGGAGGCUACGAAGGAAAUGGAACAUCCUGCACGAAUAUCGAUGAAUGCAGCUUGAAUACGGAUGACUGUUCAGCGAAUGCAACCUGUGCGGACACUGCGGGCUCAUUUACCUGUACCUGUGUAGCAGGAUUUGCUGGGAACGGUGUAGAUUGCUUCGAUAUAAACGAAUGCAGUACACCUGGUCAGUGUCAUGCUGAGGCCGAGUGCAUCAACACGGUGGGCUCCUAUGAAUGCGUUUGCAAUUCGGGCUACACAGGCGACGGACAGAACUGUUCAGACGUGAACGAGUGCGACACCAUGUCGAGCUGUGCCAACUUCAGCCAGUGUACCAACACCGAUGGGGCCUACUACUGCGAGUGUGACGCCGGCUACCGCGGCGACGCCAAGGUGUCGUGCACGGACAUCGACGAAUGCACCGAGAACCCAACUCUGUGUCACGCCAAUGGGGUGUGUAGCAACACGGCUGGCAGCUACGGGUGCCAGUGUCAGACUGGAUACUACGGAGAUGGAGUGACAUCAUGCACAGAUAUCAACGAAUGCACCACUUUCCAGCUGGAGUACAGACACAGCUGCGACGCCCUGGCAACGUGCUCGAACAAUGACGGUUCCUAUACGUGCAGCUGCAACACUGGUUACCAAGGCAACGGAAUGGACGGCCAGUGCCAGAAUGUUGAUGAAUGCACUGCUGGUAUCGAUUCGUGUGACGCCAACGCCCUCUGCACAGAUACCGCAGGGUCGUACACGUGUAGUUGCAAUGCGGGCUACACAGGAGACGGAAACACUUGCACAGAUAUUGACGAGUGUUUCGUCAAGUCUGACAACUGCUCGGACACUGAGAAAUGCGUCAACACCGUCGGUGGAUUCUCUUGCAACUGCCGAACUAACUACUUCCGUGUCAGUGGAGUAUGCACAGCAUCUGCAUCUCGCAAUCUUGUGGUGGUCUUCGCCCAGAUCCGGGGCACGUCAGCCGUCGAUAAUCUGGCGACCGUGGACACUACAGCUAACCGCGAAGCACUGGCAGGCGAUGUGUUUACGCAACUGAAUUCCUCAGCGAUCAUUCGUCUUGACCUGCUGGGAGUGGCUGUCACCGCUAUGUCCAACGUCACAAACGGAACGUCGGUGACCUUCGGUGUUGAUCUCCUCUCGUCAACUGUUCUGACGGAGGCCCAAGUGUCGCAAGCGUUUGUAGAUGGGCUGACAGGUGCCGAGAAUAACACCGUUGCCCCGAACAGCUUGAUCAAGACUGGAUCCACGCCCUCGGUAACCGUGCCAGAUAUAAACCCAUGUGAGGAAGGUACCGAUAACUGCUAUGCUCUGAACUACGACCAGUGCGUCUUCGAUGGUAACAACGCCUUCAGUUGCAUGACAUGUCUGACGGGUUAUGCGACGCCCUCUGUUGCUGGCGAGGCUUGCACAGAGAUCUUCCCUUGUCAGAACAGCAGCGUGGUUCAAGCCUGUAACGACUUAGGCUUUGUAGAUUGUGUGCACGACGGACCAGGUCAGUCGCAUUGUGAGAACUGCUUAGGAGGAUGGACUAUGGUGGGAGACCAGUGCGAGCGACUGAAGAAGUUCGAAGGAACUGCCAAACUUGAGGAGUUCGGCGGUUCGGUUGCGGAGUACACGGAAGACCUCUCAAAUAGCUCAUCACCAGCCUUCAUAGCCUUGGCGAAUGACAUGUGCACUUUUUUGACGGCAGCAACCAGCUCCACCAACUGCCAGAUCCUGGGGUUCAGCAACGGUAGCAUCAUCGUCGAAUACAUCUUGCAGUUCCCCGAGGUCCAGAACACGAACAGCACUGACUUGUCCAGCGCCAUCGUCUCUGCCGCCAGUUUCACGGUUUCUCUUUCUUUUGAUGCACAAUCGGUUUCUUUAGUCGACGUCUCCGCUUUCUGCGAAUUGAGUUCCUGCUUAAAUGGCGCCACCUGUGCUGUCAACGCAAUGAACCUGAUCGAAUGCACGUGUGCAACAGGCUACUCAGGAAGUGACUGCGGCACAGUUAUCACAACUCCAGAAGUUGGUGUAAGCUUAGUCACUGAAUCUGCCGUCACGCCGACAGCCGUGGCAAGCACGGGCCUGAGCACCGGAGCGAUAGUCGGCAUCGCGGUGGGCGCGGUAGUCGCCGCCGUCAUCGUCGUAGUCGUCAUUGCGCUGGUGGUGGUAAAAUGCAGCGGGAAGAGCAAGGUCGGCGCUCGUCAGGACCCGGAUGAAAUCCCACUGAGAGAAAACUAAAGGGAGGUUCCAGAGAUUUCCUAGUAAAAACGCAGUUUCGUACAACCCACCUCCCCCAACGAGUCCAAAAUGUGAGGGGCGCCAGUGAGGUACAGUUGCGCUCCCUUGUGCUAUUCUGUACGUGGUUGUAGGUCGUUUCUUUGAGUGUUAUUUUGGAAAGAGCGCAUGACAAGAUACAAUUUCGAAGUAACGACUGCGGCUGAUUGCACUGUCCUUGUACAUACAAGUUUUAUCUCAAUGACAUUGUAAUAUAAACGGUUAACAUGAAUUUCUACGAUUUCCACUCGUGAGUCCCAUUGUAUUUGAUCACUUUAAUAAACCUUUUUUAUUUUUCCGCCUACUUGGAAAUAUUUACACUGCGCUAAGCAUUGUCUGUUACAAAUUUGAAAUCGUAGUCAACGUCAGUAUCGGUGAAUUAAGCUGUUUCGGGGUCGGAUGGGUGGAUAAAGUUGCCAAUAAUUUAUCUCCAUUUUUUUAAAAAUAAAUCAUUAUGUACAUGAUGUUCGUUCUUGUAUUCAUUCACCGGGAAGCUUCUGUAAAUUGUUUUUAAAAAGUGCAUGCUGUUUUUCAGUCGUUGUAUAUAUUAUUUUUAAAAUGUGUGCGUUCAACACCUUGUCAUUUAAACUGCGAAAUCUUGCAGUAGCGAGUUUCUUGGUUUGUCGUUUAACAAAGUUUAAAUUAUUGAAGUGUCUUCAAAACAAUGUCAUUGGCAGAAAACCAGUUGGUAGGUUUUGCUUAUGCGAGUUUGUUAAAGCGUGAGAUGAAUUAAUAAUAAAAUGUGACGCUGGCUGGUUGGGAUAAAGGCCUUGCCUGUUUUUAAGUUUGUGAAUAAAGCCAAUAAAAAGAGUCUUAACACUGAAGAGAAACAAGA
Molecule: messenger RNA, 4670 nt
Organism: Acanthaster planci (crown-of-thorns starfish)
Lineage: Eukaryota; Metazoa; Echinodermata; Asteroidea; Valvatida; Acanthasteridae
Molecular function (GO): calcium ion binding
Source: RefSeq, a predicted model, not a curated record